This is a messenger RNA of Misgurnus anguillicaudatus (oriental weatherfish), 1411 nucleotides long. RefSeq names its product MAP6 domain containing 1 (gene map6d1). Lineage: Eukaryota; Metazoa; Chordata; Actinopteri; Cypriniformes; Cobitidae. Gene Ontology annotation, biological process: cytoskeleton-dependent intracellular transport; microtubule cytoskeleton organization; regulation of microtubule cytoskeleton organization. Gene Ontology annotation, cellular component: Golgi-associated vesicle; microtubule; cis-Golgi network. Gene Ontology annotation, molecular function: microtubule binding; calmodulin binding. The record is from RefSeq and is a predicted model, not a curated record.
UUUGAGACAUCAACUAAUCCAGGAUUUUAGGACAUCAGCUACGAGGAAAAAUAGCAGUGAGGUGCGAUUUCACGGGUCUUUAUGGAUUAUUUUUUCUGUGGAAAUCCGCGAACCACGUGAGAUGAGUGCACUGAAAGCGUCCCGACAGCGCGCGCACUCUCGCAGUUCUCGAGAAACGGUCGCGCGUUCGGAUUUCUUCAUGUAACCGCCAACUGUUUUCCUUACCCGCGUGUUUUCUUUCUUUUAUUUUUCGUUUGCUCAUUUUCAUCACUCGCUAUGGCUUGGCCGUGCAUCAGCAGAGUCUGCUGCCUGGCCCGGUUCUGGAACCAGUUCGAUAAAUCGGAUCUGUCCGUUCCGCUAACCAUCCAGAACUACUCGGACAUCGCGGAACAAGAGGUGCGAUCCGUCGCCAAACUGGUUUCCGCGGAGCGAGCGCCAAGCGUUGACUUUUUAACGCAGGAUCAGCGCGGUUCUCCCGCGGCGCGGGAUGCUGUUGGAGUGCGUCGCCCGCAACGGGGACGGACGGAAACGAGUUACAAACCCCGAGACGACUACAGUCCCCCGGGUGUGCCUUUCACGAGCGUGACCCAGUAUAAACAGGAUUACAAACCCUGGCCCAUCCCAAAGAAGGAUAACUUUCCCUGGAUCAGUAACGGCGGAAAGGGAGGCAGUGUGACGGAUAGCCCGGUAAACGGGGUCGCCAACGGUACGACGCAUCCGCGGGCGGAGCGGAGCGGGAGGCAGAGAGGAGGAGAUCACAUCAGCUCAUACAGACAAGAGUACCAGCCUUGGUCUGGAGCUCGGCCGUCAAAGCCUGCCCAGAAACGGCCCACCUCUCUGGGUACAGGGUCUGACGCUGCCCCGCCGGCGACCAGCUACCAGGCUGCCUUCAGCCCGGACGCACACAGACAGACAGACGGCGUACCGGAGACCGGCACGCAUGCGGAGCAAAGCAGUCUAUCAGAGAGAGCACACACACAGCGGGCGGAGGUCAGCAAUAAACCAGAGGAGCAGAUGAAGACCAAGCUGUCACCAAACCCAUCCGCCGUCUUUCAAAGCAAAUCCAGGAUCUUCAACAUAUGAUCCAUCAAGCUCCCCUCGCACACAUUUAGUAGACAAGGAAAUUCUUCUAAAUAGGAAUGUUUAAUGUUUGAAAAUGUCUGCUCGGAGAUUGAUCUUUGAUCCUUUGAAUAGAUAAUCGAGGGAAAAUAACUAUUGAUGAAGAUGAAAAGCAACAGAGAUUUUCUAAACCAUUCCACAAAGGACAUAAAACAUUAAGAGGAAAUUUGCUGGAACUUUACACCAUGUAAAAUCUAUGCAAGAGAAUGUAUGCUCGAAAUGUCAAACAUCUAUGAAAGUAUAUACUACACAUCAGGGUUAAGACUUUGUGUGAAAGAAAGGGUGUGUGAAA